Rasamsonia emersonii CBS 393.64 is the source of this 945-nucleotide messenger RNA. Its product is annotated as N-acetylglucosaminyl-phosphatidylinositol deacetylase. Bases 1 to 945 code for a protein of 314 amino acids. Lineage: Eukaryota; Fungi; Ascomycota; Eurotiomycetes; Eurotiales; Trichocomaceae. The transcript has 2 exons. Gene Ontology annotation, molecular function: N-acetylglucosaminylphosphatidylinositol deacetylase activity. The record is from RefSeq and is a predicted model, not a curated record. Gene Ontology annotation, cellular component: endoplasmic reticulum. Gene Ontology annotation, biological process: GPI anchor biosynthetic process.
AUGUCAAGCUCCUACUCGUGGAUCGCUCUCGCUUUCAUUGCUCCGGUGGCUUUCGCGAUCUUCUGGACGCUCUCCUCCACCUCUGGGUCGCCCUUCACAGGCUCGUUUCCCAAGCUGUACAACAAACGGAUAUGUCUGGUGAUUGCGCAUCCGGACGAUGAGGCCAUGUUCUUUGCGCCGACUCUGCUGGCGCUGACCAAGCCCGAGUUGGGGAAUCAUGUCAAAAUUCUGUGUCUGAGUACGGGCAACGCAGAUGGCCUGGGCCAUAUCCGCCGCAAAGAGCUCGAGAAGAGCGCUGUUCGUCUCGGACUCCGGCAAGAGUCCGACGUGUUUGUCGUCGACGAUCCCUCCCGCUUCCCUGACAGUAUGACCACGACCUGGUCUGCCACCGACAUCUCCACCCUCCUCGCGUCCGCCUUUGCGCCCGACCUCGCUGCCUCAUUGUCGUCGUCUGGAAAUGCAACUAGACCAAAACAAAACGGCAGUGCCGAUGGGCCCCCUAACGCGACCAUCGAUGUGAUCUUGACCUUUGACCAACAUGGCAUCAGUAACCACCCCAACCACCGAUCCUUGUACCACGGCGCAGUCGCUUUCCUGCGGGCGCUGAUGAAAGGCAAGAGCGGGUACUCGUGCCCCGUGGCGCUGUACACCCUCACGAGCACGAACAUCCUCCGCAAAUACUCGGGUGUCCUCGAUGCGCCCGUGACGAUGCUCCUGGGCGCGCUGAGCAACCUCCGCGAGGUGACGACGACGGGCAGGGCACCCUCUAAGAAGGGCCGGGGCCCGCCGAACAGACUGCUCUUCGUCAACACCGUCAACGAGUGGCUGAGAGCUCGCAGUGCGAUGACCCAAGGCCACAAGAGCCAGAUGGUCUGGUUCCGAUGGGGCUGGAUCACCAUCGGGCGGUACAUGGUAGUGAACGACCUGAAACGAGAGAAGAUAUAA